Messenger RNA from Abrus precatorius (Indian licorice), 1913 nucleotides. Its product is annotated as galactoside 2-alpha-L-fucosyltransferase-like. NCBI's taxonomy places the organism in Eukaryota, Viridiplantae, Streptophyta, Magnoliopsida, Fabales, Fabaceae. The transcript has 2 exons. Gene Ontology annotation, cellular component: membrane; Golgi apparatus. Gene Ontology annotation, biological process: xyloglucan biosynthetic process; cell wall biogenesis. Gene Ontology annotation, molecular function: galactoside 2-alpha-L-fucosyltransferase activity. Bases 193 to 1899 code for a protein of 568 amino acids. The record is from RefSeq and is a predicted model, not a curated record.
AGAAACACUAAGAUUAUUGUUGCUAAAUAUUUUAAUGAGUACAACGUUAUUAUUAUAUUACUAAUGUCGAUCUCUGGUAAGAGUGUAAGAGAUCACAUCAGGUGCCAACAGCUUCUUUGUGUCGCCACCACACCAACUCUGUAACACUGUAAGCACUCCCUUCACUUCACUGGGAAUUGGUAGGUGCAGUGGAUGAUGAAGAGGGUGAUUACGAUUAGGAAUGAGGAAAGUGGAAAGAAGGUUUCACUCUCACUCUCACCCUCAGAUUUGGACUCCAAAUGCACCUUCACUCUCACUUUGAUGCGUUUGAUGGCCUUCUUCCUCGUUUCUUUCAUGCUCUUCUCUGUCAUCUUCUCUCUCUCUGUCGUUCUUCGUGACCCUCCUUCCGAUGGUGCCUUGCCCACAACACCAACAACCACUUUCUUUCAAACGACAUCAACCAAACAAGGUUUGGACAGUGAUGCCUCUGACUCUAUUGAGUUGCUAAAUGAUAAACUACUCGGUGGUCUUCUAGCGGAUGGAUUUGAUGAAAGAUCUUGUCUCAGCAGGUAUCAAUCAGCCAUGUAUCACAAAGGACUAUCAGAAAAGCCUUCUUCUUAUCUCAUUUCUAGAUUAAAAGAAUAUGAAGCUCACCAUAAAGAGUGUGGACCGUAUACUGAGUCCUAUAACAACACAGUGAAACAACUCAGGUCUGGUCAAUUUACUGAGUCCUCAGCAUGUAAAUAUGUUGUAUGGAUUUCAUUUAGUGGGUUAGGGAAUAGGAUAUUGACCCUUGCUUCUGCAUUUCUUUAUGCUCUCCUCACAAACCGUGUUCUACUGGUUGAUCCUGGAGCGGAUAUGACUGAUCUCUUUUGUGAACCAUUUCCAGAUGCUUCCUGGUUUCUCCCUACUGAUUUUCCUCUCAAUGGUCAAUUAAAUAGUUUCAAUCAGAAAUCUGAUCAAUGUUAUGGGAAAAUGCUGAGAAGUAACUCAAUUAGCAACUCAACUGUUCCAUCUUUUGUCUACCUUCAUCUAGUCCAUGAUUAUGAUGAUCAUGAUAAGCUUUUCUUCUGUGAUGAAGAGCAACAUUUUCUCCAGAAAGUACCUUGGUUAAUGAUGAAAACAGAUAAUUACUUUACCCCAUCUCUAUUCUUGAUGCCAUCUUUUGAGCAGGAGCUGAAUGAUCUCUUCCCGAAGAAGGAAGCAGUUUUCCACUUCUUGGGCAGAUAUCUGUUCCACCCCACAAACAAUGUGUGGGGACUUGUUGUCAGAUACUAUCAAGCUUAUCUAGCUAAAGUAGAUGAAAGAGUAGGCAUACAAAUUAGAGUGUUUGACCCAGAGCCUGGUCCAUUUCAACAUGUAUUGGAUCAGAUCUUAGCUUGUACUUUGAAGGAGAAUCUUUUGCCUGAUGUUAACCGCCAGCACGAUAUUAUCAGUAAUUCAUCAAGGGUGCCCAAGUCAAAGGCAGUGUUGAUGACAUCCUUAAGCUCUGGUUAUUUUGAAAAGGUGAGAGACAUGUAUUGGGAAUAUCCUACAGCAACAGGAGAAGUUGUUGGUGUUUACCAGCCAAGCCAUGAAGAAUAUCAACAAACACAGAAGCAAAUGCACAACCAAAAAGCUUGGGCAGAAAUGUAUCUGUUAAGCUUAACUGAUGUGUUGAUUACUAGCUCAUGGUCUACUUUUGGCUAUGUGGCUCAGGGUCUUGGAGGUUUGAAACCAUGGAUACUGUACAAACCAGAGAAUCGAACGGCGCCGGAUCCUCCUUGUCACCGGGCCAUGUCAAUGGAGCCAUGUUUCCAUGCUCCUCCCUUCUAUGACUGCAAGGCCAAGAGAGGAACUGAUACAGGUGCACUUGUUCCACAUGUAAGGCACUGUGAGGAUAUGAGUUGGGGGCUUAAGCUUGUUGACAAUAAUAGCUAGUUAUGAUCUAUGCA